Molecule: messenger RNA, 1386 nt
Organism: Micromonas pusilla CCMP1545
Lineage: Eukaryota; Viridiplantae; Chlorophyta; Mamiellophyceae; Mamiellales; Mamiellaceae
Exons: 2
Coding region: 1-1386 (461 amino acids)
Molecular function (GO): RNA binding
Source: RefSeq, a predicted model, not a curated record
AUGCCACCGCCGCGCGACGUGGACGUGUGGAUGGGCAGCCUGCCGCAGGGCGUCGACGGCGCGCGCGUCCGCGCCGCGUUCGAGCGCGCGUCGUUUCGUCCGACGCGCGUCGUCGUCAAGAAGCGCGCGUUCAAACGCGACGGCGAGACGUUCGGGUUCGCGUUCGUCUCGUUCGCGUCGGGGGACGAGGCGAGACGCGCGGUGCGCGCGCUCCACGGGAAGGAACUCGCGCUCGAUCUCGACGUCCCGGGAGGAGGAGGAGGAGGAGAAGGAGGAGGAGACUGUAACGGCGACGACGGCGACGCGUCGAGCAGGACGCGAACGAGAUUCGUGCGCGCGAACCUUCGCGUUGCGUCCGAGACGCCGCGGACGAUGCUCGCGGCGACGUCGUUCGACGUCUCGCUCGCGUCGCAGCUCGCGCCGUUGGACGCCGCGACGCUCGCGUCGAGACUCCGCGCGCUCGGAUGGCCGCGGGACGAGUCCGGGGAGGCGGCCGCGCGCGAGGCGGGCGGCGACGGCGCCGCGCGACUGUUUCUCCUCAGGAGACUCCUCUCGGCGCACGGGGAGGGGGAUGCGGACGCGUCGUCAUUCGCGGGGACACUCCUCCCGAGAAGCGUCCGGCGUCGGUGUGUCAUCCUCUCGACGCGCGAGUACGUUCGUGCGGUCCCUGGAGAGACGCUAAAAAGCGCGAUCGCGACGCUAUCGACGCUGAAGUGGCCGCGCGCGUCGCACCGCGUCGGUGUCGCGUCGAGCGAAUACCUCAGCCUGUCUUCGCUCGGGUUCGAGCGCGAGACGGAAGAUAGAACGUCAACCGUCGCCUCCCCUCCAUCCCCGGGACAGAACGCGCGGCGGCGACGGCGGAUGCGACGGUACCGAGCGGUUUGGGAACUCGCGAGAGACGUCCUCGCGUCCGUCGCCGGCGACGACGUCGCCGCCAAGUUCGACGGCCUCGCGGUGACGAAAAACUUUUCGGCGUCGCCGCACCGCGACGCGUUGGACGUCGCGCCGCAGUUCGUCUGCGCAUUCGGGGAUUACUACUCGCACUCGCGACCCGGGAUCGAACCUGGCGGGGUCGUGACCGAAACCGAAACGGGGGAAGAUGGAACGUCAACCGUCACCCCUCUGUCCCCAGAGCCUGGGACGCUGUGCGUCGAGAUCGAUCGCGAAACCGUUGGCGCGAUCGACACCAGGGACGGCGUCGCGUGCGUGGACGGCCGCGCCGUGCACUGGGUCCAGCCCGGGUACGAAGGGACGAGGUAUUCGCUCGUGUGGUAUCGUAGGAGCCCCCAUGUGGACGCCCAGGAAGCGUUCGCGUGCGCCGCGACUCCGCGGUGGUGGGAGGGAGGCGGCGGCGACCGACGGUCGUGGACAACGCCGAUAGUUUGA